Molecule: messenger RNA, 330 nt
Organism: Angiostrongylus costaricensis
Lineage: Eukaryota; Metazoa; Nematoda; Chromadorea; Rhabditida; Metastrongylidae
Source: the annotation of a GenBank genome assembly
UAUAAUUUCAGUGAUAUAGCAGUAGCAGACUGGGAUCCGACUAUUCGGAACCGUUUCGAAAGUUGUCAUUCCAUCGCCUCCUUUGCACCAACCUCUGAGCAGUACUGUAAGGCUUUCAACAUGUGCUGCUCGAUGCUGUUCGAUCCAAACAAUGGUGACAAGUGCCAGACAAACGAACAGCGAUGUAUUCCUCUAGAGGUGAGGCACUGCUUUGAAUUAGUGAUUUUUUUUUUCCCGUUCUGUACUUUAAGGAAACGUCGAUCCAUUUCAUUUGCAAUAUCAUUGUGUUUAGUCAUUCAUCCACUUUCAGUUCUUUUAUUUACCAUCUAA